Messenger RNA from Ananas comosus (pineapple), 2913 nucleotides. Its product is annotated as protein IQ-DOMAIN 32-like. The coding region runs from base 238 to 2571 and encodes 777 amino acids. The record is from RefSeq and is a predicted model, not a curated record. The transcript is spliced from 6 exons. Lineage: Eukaryota; Viridiplantae; Streptophyta; Magnoliopsida; Poales; Bromeliaceae. Gene Ontology annotation, molecular function: protein binding.
AAUUCGAGAGAGUCAGCUGGCUGCAACGGAACAGUGAAGCCGAGGAGCUAGUCUUAUCCGCCCUCCGUUUCGUAGAAAUAAAGAAACGAUGAAAACAAAACAAUCGAAUCAAAAUAAAUAAAUAAAAGAAAAAAAAAGGAGCACAGAACAACUCACAAGAAGAAGAAGAAGAAGAAGCAGCAGCAGCAGCAGCCAUCCAGCGGAAGGCGGAGGAUUCAAAUCAAGCAAGUUUCGGAGAUGGGACGGCCGAAGUGCGCCUGCUUCAGGAUCCUCCCUUGCACCGGCGCCGGCGGCAGUGCGGUUGUCGACGACGGCGACGACGUCGAAGAGAGCAACUCCCUUUCGGAUAAAUGCUGGUGCACGUUCUGGAGGAGAUCAGCCAAGCGUCGAGUUUCUCGGAGCUCUGUGAUCUCGGAACCUGUUUCUGUCAGCCCUAACAAGGAAAAGCCGGAUCUCGCAACCGACAGUGCUUGCUCCCGACAUUACUGUUCUGUUCCGGAAAAACUUGCCGAAGAAAUGAAACCCACUGAUGAAACCGUAUUACCCGCCCCAGCUGAAUUCGAAUCUGAAGAAACUAAAUUGGUGAUGACUGAUGCGAGUGGCACACCCAGUGAUCAAAACAACCAUGAUCUUGCCGCGGCUGUUCUUCAGGCAGGCAUCAGGAGAUACUUGGCCAGGAGAGAACUAAAGAAACUUAAAAGUGUUGUGAUGAUUCAAGCUGUUGCGCGUGGAUACCUGGCGAGGAGAGUGGCGGUUGGAACAUUGCUUUGCACCCUUGGAAUAAUAAGAAUGCAACAGCUUGUGCGGGCUCACCAAGCUCACCAAUCAGUUGAAAAGUUAUCUGCAGAAGAGGAUAAGGUGGAACGAAGUUCUUGUAAGGAACCAAGUAGAGCAUAUUCUCGAACAGAAAUAUUUCAUUCAAAUGGAUUCGUGCGUAAGAUUACGGAGGCUGUGCCAAGGACCAAAACUGUUCACGUAAAAUGUGAUCCUUCGAUACGAGAUUCGGCAUGGGAAUGGUUGGAGAGGUGGACCGCCGUAGCUAUAUCAAAUUUAGGAAAGCAGCAGGAGAAAGAUGUUAAUCACCAUUCUGUUGGUCAGGAUGCUAGCGCUGAAUUGGCUGAUAAUAAAGCUGUAGAUUCGGUUCCAUGUGGAGUAGUUGCUAUGUCAUGGGAUUCAAAGAUAGCUGCAAGUGAGCUAGCUGUGCCAAUUGACAGUGAAGGAUUAGUUACAAAUAGAAGUUGUGAAGCGGCAGAUGUUCAAGCCUCAGAAUAUGCUCCUGAUAAUUCUUCAGUGAAGGAUAACCUGGAAAUACAAUCAUCCAUGGCUGAGGCUUCUACUAUCAUAGAGAAUAAUCACAUGAACACUGAAACAAUUACUGUGGAUUCCUCCUCAGAUUUUGCAAAUGCAACAACAGAACCAAUUCGUGAUACUUUCUAUACUGACCCUGAACCUUGUAAUGAUAACCUAAAGGACGGCACGGAUAUGGGUGCAGAUUCUGAACCGCUGGGAGAUAAUUUAAAUGUCAGCGAGCCCAGUUAUUCCGAAUCCCAAGAUAAUGUGAGCAAGGCAGAAGAGCUCAUUGUUCACUUGGAAAUGGAUGCUUCGACAAAGAGUAGCGAAAUAACCUAUUCAGAGAGCAUAGUGCAUCGUGAUCCAAGAGCUCAAUUUGUUUCUUCUGAAGACACAGCAGACAAUUCAACGGACAAUUUAUUCUCUUCAAAACUCUCCUUGGCUGACAGAUCUGAAACUGAUGAUGGGGAAGUGGCCCUUGAAAUCAAAGAUUUUGAGAAAGGAGAUGAAGAAAUAAAUGAUGAAGCCGAGAAGGAAACUAAUCAAGAAAGUAAGCAUACUGGAACGACGGACUCUUCCUAUGACUUUGAAGAUGAUCAGCUGCAACGAUUGGAGGAAGGUCAUGGAGAUUCAGCCAAUUUAACUACUGCUGCUGGUGAAUUACAGAUUGACCAACAAUCAACUGAGGCAACUCCAUUAAAAUUGCUGCCCCAGGUGGGUACUUCGACAGACCCAGAAGUUCAGUCAUCACCCAAAGGAACUCCCAUAAGCCAUACUACAGUUGCCGAGUCACAAGGAACACCUUCAAGUGACAUCUCUGUAAAUUCCAAGACAGGCAAGAAAGAUAAGACUACACAUACUCAAAGGCAAAGAACUCAUACAUUAAUCAAGAGGGCACUUUCUAGUCCAAAGAAUGAUUCAGGCAGAACUAGUACUACGGAGAAUUUGCCCAAAACUUCAAAGAAUACGAAGAGAAUUAGUUCACCUGGGAUGGAAAAGCGUGAUCAUGGUGAUCAUGAGCCUAGGGUUAGCGACAGCGCUUCGCUUCCUGGUUAUAUGAAAGCCACGGAAUCAGCAAGAGCCAAAGUCCAUGCAAGUUUUUCUCCUAAAUCAAGUCCGGAUGUGCAUGAUGACAAAAUCAGCAAAAGAGAUUCAUUACCUGCUGGAGAUGGGAAGCAGGGAUCAUCCCCACAUAUUGAGAGGUCGAAAUCUCCAGCACAGAAGAACUCGAAAAGCACUAGCACUACUCAAGCUUCUUCUGAGAGAAGAUGGCAAAUAUAAUCAAAGCUGUAAAGAAGCACGAGAUCAGAAAAUAUUUGACGUUAUUGACAGAUGACUUGUAUAACAUUUCUUAUGGUUUUUUUACUCUGAGAAUUAUUGGGCAAGGAUUUGCAAGAAGAGGAGCUUCUACGUGUGAUUAGUAUACGUUGUAAAUUACCGGUAUUUGAACUGAUGUGUGAUAUGUCUUAUUUGUUGUGAUAUAUUUGUAGGGUUUUGAGACGAGUGGUUUUUCAGAAUACAAUAUGUUUGAGUUGUUGCAUGUGUUAUUUGUGUGACACCUUUGUGUUGUGUUUAAAAUGGAAUAGAUUUGAUUUAUAUAUAAUGUUUUUAACUUUUUCAGAA